Messenger RNA from Debaryomyces tyrocola, 2403 nucleotides. The record is from the annotation of a GenBank genome assembly. Lineage: Eukaryota; Fungi; Ascomycota; Pichiomycetes; Serinales; Debaryomycetaceae.
AUGUUGAAAGUAAAGAAUAUGAAAUUCAGUAACUUGAUAUUAUUGGUGGGAACUAUUGCAAUUUCCAAAGCACUAGAUAGAAACGAAACAUUGAUUUCCGCUAGUAGUGGUAUUGGAAAAGUUGAUGGAAAUGAAACCAGCGUGGUUGACAUGCUACCGUCUCAGCUGGUAGACUCCACAAAUCUAUGUAUCAGCACAUUGACUUUGUCCACAUGUGCAUGUGAACCAAAGGAAUCGAAAAGUAUUGAUACACCUGGAGAAAUCCCCAAGUAUGAAGGUGACGAGUGGGAUAGAUAUGCUGAAAUGCCCAAGGUAAUUUCUACCACAUUAAGUCCAGAUUAUGUGCUUCGGACUAACUUUAGUACGAGCAGACGAAGCCAUCAUGGUUCUUUGGAUAAAAAUAGAGGAAUGAGUUCUGUGAUUGCCACGGACUCUAAACACUUAGAGAAUCAGGCAAUGACUGGUAGCAUGUCAUCAGAGCACGGAAUUCAGUCGCUGGCAUUCCCAAGCAUUUAUAUUUCUUCUACUCGUGGUCAUUACUAUAAUACCCUGACUUCUGUACAUCACAAUGUCAGUUUUAUUACUGGGUACCACAAUAUUAGCACUAGCACAAGCUACCACAACAUCAGCUCAACCAUUCAUAAUGCCAGUCUAAGUACAUAUAUUAGUACAUCAGAGCACACCAUUAUAGAUGACACUAGUAGUACUAGCAGCGAGGAGAUAGUUACAACGGUUGCAGAGACCGAGACCCCAACGUCACAAACACAGACAUUGUAUCACACUACAGGUACUACCCAGGAUUUGAUCACAAACACUGCAAAAUCAGAGCAUCCUACAACCGAUGAAACUACAUACGCAGAUAAUGAAGAAAGAACUACGUCGCGUACGGAGACAGAAAAAUUGCUGGUGUCAAGCCUGAUACCACUUAGCAUUGUGAGUUCAACUAGCAAUCAAUCGUCUAUUAGUACGGCUAUGAAGACUCUACCGCAUGAAACAGUCUUAGAAACGUCUUAUGAAAAUGAAGGCUCGAUUACGACUUCCAUGGAGACAAAGGUCACAAUGGAGCCCAGUCUGGAUUUAUACUACCCUCCUACUGCCAGUCAGAAGACUAUGUCCAGUCAUACAAGCCAAAUAAACAAGCCAACUAUUCUGCCAGAGGAUAAUUGGUCUGAUUAUUGGAGUGAUGAAAACUGGUCAGAGGAAUGGCCAAGCGAAUUCUGGAGCGACGUAUUCAAGGAAACGUCUAAAACAGACAAUCACGCCGGUUGGAAGACGCAUUCUACUGUUGAAAGGCACUCUAGUUCGCCAAGCAUCAAGACAAACACCAACGCUGGAAGGAAGAGCCACAGUGAACUCAGAAGUGCGUCUAAGCUGCAAGGCAUCGUGCAUUCAACUCACGCUAGUGAAGGUUCAUUUAGAAUCUUGCCUACGUCGCAAAUACCAAAGCAAACUAGCCCCUCCACUGAAAAUGCAUCGCAUGGACAUCAAACAGAAGAACACCACACUGCUAUAUCUCAUAUCCCAAAGCAAACUAGCCCCUCCACUGAAAAUGCAUCGCAUGAACACGAAACAGAAGAACUCCACACAGAACAACAGCAAUUACCUCCAGCAGAACCAACUUUCAGUCUUUCUGAGUCGUAUGAGCAUAUCCAUCGUACCAGCGAAAGUUCAACCCUAACAACGGCCAAGUCAAAUGUAGAAAACCAUAUGAGUUCGACACCAGAAAACAAUGUCAAGCCAACCACCAUUAGUUCAAAAUCAAAUGCCCCAAAAAUAUCCCAUAGAAAACAUAGUUCAUAUAUCACAGAAGAAGGGCCAACAAGUUUCUCAAUAAUUUCACCAAGCAUCUCCUCAAGUAUGUCACCAAGUCUGUCAACACAUUCCACUGGUAGAUAUCAAAGUGGUUCAACAUACAAUCCCAAAACAUCGUACUACUCUAUGCGCAGUAGAUUAAGCACUACCGCUUCUCUUUCACCUGGAUUAUCUUCUUCUCUUCCAGCAUUAUCCCGAACUUAUCCAAGAAAACUGUCUUAUUCGCCGAUAUUUACCUUAAAACCGGCCCCUAGUCAACUGGGCCUUGAAAAUACCCGACAAGCAAAGCCAUUAUCCCAAUUAAAUUCGGAAGAAACCGAAACCGAAACCGAAACAAUAUACAUUACAUUACUGUCUUCUACAGGAACAUCCAAAUCCAUGAUGAUAUCUGGUUAUCUGAAGCAAUCAAGCUCCAAUGAAAGUUCAACCGUGUCUACGAAUGAAAGUAUGUCUUCGACACUUGCAAGACCAUGGCACAUCCUAAGACCGGAGGAAGAAACCGAAUCCAAUGAGCACGAAUCCAGUGCUUCCAGUCUAAGUGUCUACUACUUACUACUUGCUCCUUGCUUCACAUUUAUAGUGUUAUUAUAG